UUUUUUUUAAAAGUCGACUUUUAUUUGCGGCCCGCCGACAAAAGAGGCGGAUUUUUUUUGGGUGAGUUUGGUUUUGGAUUGAGGAUGAAAACACUGCUCGUAUUAAUGGGGCCUCCUUUUACGAUUUUGAACAUUCGUGUACACACAAAGCAAAUGAUCAACAAGUGUCCCACAUGCGACGCACAGCAUCAGUGGCCAUUGCAACCAACAAGAUAGUUGCCGCAUCUUGAUUGACGGGUUCGAUCAAUGGUGGUGUGAAGAGACGUAAUCAUCCGGCAGCUUGCGGUUUCUGUGGUCAAGGCUCCUGACCGCAGAAAACUCCUUGUCGAGAAUUCGGAGUGAAUUACAAAAUCGGAGUACAGCCACAGUGAAACAUGAACAUUGGAACCGACCAUUGCGUUGUAUAGUUUACAAUUUGUGCAGUAAUACUUCCGUAACUCAAAACUUCAAAGUGUCAUUUCUAUAAAAUGAACAUUACUGCUAGUUUGCCUCUUACGGGCACGCACCUGCACCGUCAGCAUAACCUGGGAUCCAGCAUGCAGUCGACAGUCAAGCACCCGUCAGAUUUCUCCAUCGAUUUCCUUCUGGGAAUGCAGUCCACGAGUAGGCCAUCGCGGACGAUCGAGAGGUGCCACACUGUCCACCAGCAUGUACAGAGACUCUCGCCCUGCUCAUGCUACAUUCACAGCCCAAGAUCAGCAGCAGUUUCCAGCGAUGACCUGACCCGGCAUUCGCAGCACGAUCGGUGCAACGUCGGUUCGUCUUGCCCCGGUCCUCGCACCAUCAGUCCCGAGACCCCAACGGUGUCACCGCCCACCAACGGCAACAACUCCCCUCCGCCUCACCCGGUGUCUCCCCCGAUAGACUACGGGAUCGAUCUGGUAGAAGUUGCCGAGGCUGCUCGUAUAAAGGCCCGUCGCAGUCGCACUACCUUCACCACCUUUCAGCUACACCAGCUGGAGCGCGCCUUUGAGGUGGCCCAGUAUCCGGACGUCUUCAAGAGGGAAUACCUAGCCGUUAGGCUGGGACUGAGCGAGGCCCGAGUUCAAGUUUGGUUCCAGAACCGACGGGCGAAAUGGCGUAAAACUUCAGAGAAGAUGACAGGAUCGGAUAGUCCUGGCCACUACAAUCCCCACCAACAUGAUGAUUUCAUGGAUGCUCAUGUUAUGGCUUCAGAUAUCCCCACAGAAGGUUUCCCUAUUUGGGCGGGUCCCAACAACCCACCUGGUGUCAACCCCGGUCUCAUGACGCACGUGCGGGCACCCACCAAUCAACUGUACAAUCACCACUGUGACUAUCUUCAGACAGCGGUUCCCAACUGGUUUACAAGGCGGACCGUGUUCAUCCCUACCCUGGCGCAGCAGCAUGGGGCCACCAGUGUAGAAAGAGUGUCUUCCCCCGUGUCAAAACGCGGGAGAAAGACCCAGGCCUCGCUGGUGACGUAAAUUCCAUUAUGAUGCGCAGCACUACCUAGAGUAUUAAGCAUCAGGACUCUGCGAAGCAAGCUACAAAAAGGGACAGUCGAAUCUCCGAUUUACUCUUAUCAAUCACACCAUAGACAGUAGACUUGCUGAAUCAAUAUUCUGAACGAUAUAUCAUAUUGGGAUGAGAUUGAAAUGUGCAUUCUUUAAACGACAUUGCUUGAAGGUGGUCCACAUUGCAAAAUGUAAAAGCGUAUGACUUCAGUCUGGAUUCAGACUUUUUAAAUCAAAUCAUUAUGCUUUUCUUAUCGGUGACGGCGCCCUGAUGGGUGACCAUCUAUUUGAGUUGUCUUUGAUAGAAAAAAAAAUUGUACGAGGAGCCGGCUAUUGUGUUUAAAAAAAUCAUAUAAUCGGGGCACAUUUUAGAGAUCGAAAUUCUACGUGAGAGCGACAGAUGUUUGUUGCUAAUAGUAAUACCCCCAAACGCAGUGUAUUGCAAUGGGAAAAUACUUUUUGCAAGACAUUUCCACUAGCGGUGCACCUUAUCCAUGUGUAUAGGGUCUACUCUUGCUCGUACCCACCCUCCAUUCUAGGGUGCUGGAUUGGUAACCGCCAUGAUACGGGUACGUUCCGUGCGCAUUGACCUCGGGUGACUGGCUUACGAAAUGUAUCCAAUGAGAGCACACGGAAGAAAUUGGAGGCAACCCGUGGAUAGAGCGAUGGGCAUACAUUGUCAACUGAGGGCGCUUUUCCAUCUAUCUGUCCAUAGUACCAGUGCCAUCUGUCAAUGAGGGAAAACGAGUGUAUUAAACGAGUAAAUAAAGGUGUCUGUAAACAG
Messenger RNA from Patiria miniata (bat star), 2259 nucleotides. RefSeq names its product ALX homeobox protein 1-like. Gene Ontology annotation, biological process: regulation of transcription by RNA polymerase II. Gene Ontology annotation, molecular function: RNA polymerase II transcription regulatory region sequence-specific DNA binding; DNA-binding transcription factor activity, RNA polymerase II-specific. NCBI's taxonomy places the organism in Eukaryota, Metazoa, Echinodermata, Asteroidea, Valvatida, Asterinidae. The transcript has 3 exons. The record is from RefSeq and is a predicted model, not a curated record. Bases 468 to 1445 code for a protein of 325 amino acids.